AUGGCUAUAGCACACGUCGCGACAGAAUAUGUAUUUUCUGAUUUCUUAUUGAAAGAACCGAGUGAAUCGAAGUAUAAAGGCGUGCGGCUGGAACUGGCAGUAGACAAACUGGUCAGUUUUAUCGCGGUUGGGCUUCCUUUGUUACUCAUCUCACUCGCCUUUGCACAAGAAGUCUCCGUGGGAACUCAGAUCACAUGUUUCCCACCCACUAACUUCUCAUGGCGACAGUCUGCCUAUGUGGACUCCUUCUGCUGGGCUGCAGUGGAGACCCAGCCCAGGGAGGAUGGGGCUUACAGCGUCCCCCUUCGACUGCAUAAGUUCUUUCCUUAUAUCCUUCUGUUGGUCGCAAUCCUCAUGUAUAUUCCUGUUCUCUUCUGGCGUUUUAUGGCUGCCCCUUCCCUCUCCUCUGACCUCAGUUUUAUCAUGGAGGAACUUGACCGUUGCUAUAACCGUGCCAUCCGCCUUGCCAAGAGCCUAACGUCCAACCUUGAAGGCAAAGACAUGGCAGAGGACCCACACAGUGGUCUUGAAUUGACUGAAGGUUGUUUUAAAUACCCUCUGGUAGAGCAGUACCUAAAGACAAAACUUUCUUCAUGGGCUUUGGCUGCAAAAUAUCUCCUUUGUCGGGUUUUAACACUCCUCACUUUAUUGCUGGCUUGCUUUUAUCUGACCUACUACAUCUUUUGGGUGUCACCCAGUGACCAGUUCUACUGUAAUCUGCGCACAGGUAUAUUAGUAAAUGAGAGUGGGAUACCAGAUGCAGUGCAAUGUAAGCUUGUAGCAGUAGGUGUGUUUCACGUCCUAAGUUGCAUUAAUCUGGCGGUAUAUAUACUGUUAGUACCUGCCGUGCUUUCCGCUGCCCUCCAGCCUGCCCGCCAGCACCAGCGUGCUCAGUUCCUCCGUCCCUAUUGCCUACUGCCUGCUUUCGGUCAUGCCCUGGAUUUACAGCCGACUACACGGCGCUAUGAUGACCUCGGUAUCUACCUAUUGUUCUUGGAGGAGAACUUGAGUGAGCUCAAGAGCUACAAAUGUUUGCAGGUAUUAGAGCUGCUGUCAGUGGGAGGGGAUGCAGCGUUUGACAUCAUGUGUCUCCUUAGGACUCUGGGACAAGUGAGGACUGACAUGGUGGACAGGAAACAAUACCAAACUGUCGAUGGAAAGACUCAGUCAACUAAGACAGAAGUCUCCUCUGAACUAAAGGACGUCUCCUCUGUUCUGCUGGAUGAUGGAGUACAGACAGCAAAAAGCUGCAGCUCUGUGAAAGAUGUAAGACACAGGGUGGUUUGAGAUAUAUAUAUGCAUACAUACACUCACCAGCCACUUUAUUAUGUACAUCUGUACAUCUACUUAUUCAUGGGAUUAUCUAAUCAGCCAAUUAUUUGGCAGCAGUGCAAUGCAUGAAAUCAUGACGAUAUG
Molecule: messenger RNA, 1416 nt
Organism: Xyrauchen texanus (razorback sucker)
Lineage: Eukaryota; Metazoa; Chordata; Actinopteri; Cypriniformes; Catostomidae
Product: pannexin-1-like
Exons: 7
Coding region: 1-1287 (428 amino acids)
Biological process (GO): positive regulation of interleukin-1 production; monoatomic cation transport
Molecular function (GO): channel activity
Source: RefSeq, a predicted model, not a curated record